UUUAGAACAUAAUGUUAUGAGUUUGAAAACUGAAAAAGAAUCAAAAGAGGAGUUUCAACAAAUCACCUCUGUGAUGGGAAGUUUGACAGUUGUGAUUCUUCAAGCCAGAUGGAAUCCCUAGCAGAUCCAAAGACAUAUAGGGAUGAUUAUUCUGGAAAACAGCUUCCCGGACAUGAUACUAUAACACAAAAAUCUCUCUUUUCAAAGUCAAAAAAUUACAAAUCCCUGAAUCCGAGUAUAGUGUAUAGUGAGGUUAAUAUGUUUGAUAAAACAUUAUCGAGGGUAAAUAACCAAAAAAGACAUAAUGUUUCCCAUAGUGAAGUUAAAUCAUCAACUGGCGAAGAAUUGGAAAGAAAUCAUCAUCUAGAAUUAAAUGUGAGUUCACACUCUAUGAAGAAACAACACAGAUGUGUAGUGUGUGGAAAACAGUUUGUAGCAAAUAGUUAUUUAAAAAUACAUCUGAGGACACACACUGGGGAGAAACCGUACAGGUGUGUAGUGUGUGAUAAACAAUUUGUCACAAAUAGUAAUUUAAAAAUACAUCUGAGAACACACACUGGAAAGAAAUCAUACACUUGUAUAAGUUGUGAUAAAAAAUUUAUGAGUAAAAGUUAUCUUAACAGCCAUGUGAGAACACACACUGGAGAGAAACCAUAUAGUUGUUUAGUGUGUAACAAGCAAUUUGGAAACAAUGGUCUGUUAAAACAACAUGAGAGAGUACAUGCUGGGGAGAAACCUCAUAGUUGUGUAGUGUGUGGCAAACAAUUUGUAACAAAUAGGGAUUUAAAAAUACACCUGAGAAUACACACCGGGGAGAAACCGUACAAGUGUGUAAUGUGUGACAAACAAUUUGUCACAAAUAGUAAUUUAAAAACACAUCUGAGGACACACACUGGAGAGAAACCGCACACUUGCAUAGCGUGUGAUAAAAAAUUUAGAAGUAAAAGUCAUCUUAACAGACAUGAGAAGAUACACACUGGUGAAAAACCAUACAAUUGUGUAGUGUGUGAAAGGAAGUUUGUAACAAAUAGCUACCUACAAGACCAUAUGAGGAUACACACUGGAGAAAAACCAUUCAGUUGUGAAGUGUGUAACAAAAGAUUUCGAAGCAAUAGUCUAAUGAAAAAACACGAGAAAGUACACACUGGAGAGAAACCUUACAGUUGUACAGUAUGUGGAAGAAAAUUUACAAAAAAUUAUAAUCUUAAAAUGCAUCAGAAGAUACAUGCUGUAUAGAAACGAAUAUGUUAAUCAGGGCAAAGAAUGUAAAGGGGAAGACACUUUCGAGCUCAUCAAAUGAUACACACUGGAAACAUAUCCUAAACUGUGUUAUAUAAUACAAGGACUUGACAUUAAACCAGUAGAUACAGGUAGAUUAGAAAUUGUAAAGUUGUACUAUGUAUGGUAAGUUUAAUUUCUUAAGAAAUACUACAGUUAUUCAUAAUGUAGAUGAACAGAACUUAAUGUAACGAAGAAUAUUUUACUGAAAAAUACUUAAAGUGCAUCAGUGGGUCAACAAUGAGAAGUAAUACAAGUUUGUAUUGUGGAGAAUAAAGUGGAGACUUUGUGGAUAGAA
Molecule: messenger RNA, 1576 nt
Organism: Limulus polyphemus (Atlantic horseshoe crab)
Lineage: Eukaryota; Metazoa; Arthropoda; Merostomata; Xiphosura; Limulidae
Product: gastrula zinc finger protein xLCGF3.1-like
Exons: 3
Coding region: 109-1236 (375 amino acids)
Source: RefSeq, a predicted model, not a curated record